GAAGGCGUCGAGGGCGUUGCUAAGGCGAAGAAGGUUCGCAAGAUGAUCUGGUGCCUGGCGGAGGCUCACCGCGCGAUGAAGCGCAGACUGUGGCUCACCGACGGCAUUGUUUCAACGGCGAUCUUCCAAGAUGCGCGCAAGGGCAAGCUGACCAUAAGGUUCACUGCAGUGGACGUGGAUCUCUACCACAAGGUUAUGGCGUCAAUCGAGGCGUAUACGAGCGAUGCAGCUGCUGACGAAAUACGAGCAGGAUUCAUGCUCGCUGGACAAACGGUUAGAGCAGAUGCGGCCAAGGUCAUGCCGAACCUCAGGAUCGUCACGCGUGACAAACCACACGCGACAAGGCGGCUGGCCUCGCGAGGCUGGAAAGCGGACCCUUUUCUCGACGACGUCCAGGGCAUGUUCGUAUGGAACGAGCAGUCUCCAGUCCGGCUGAUUCAGUUUUCGGAAGUAUUCAGCGCUUGGUCCCAGGCUAAUGUGCAAAAGAUCGAGCCGCACCUCAAGGCCGCCAACCCCCACCAGGGCUGCAAGGACUUGCAUUUCGCCCCGCACCGCUUCGACAGCGCCAGCAAGCCGAUGAGCCGGUGCACCAUCUACUUCCCUGCGUUGGUGGCGACAAUGGACCAGAUAGUUGCCAGCAGAAAAGGGAAUGCAGAGGCGGUGGCGGCAUCGACCUUCCUAGGUUGGCUGGACGACGAGAAGGCGCUCCAACUGGCGAUGCUCGCCGAUGCAGGCGACGAGCUAUCAGACCUGUUGCGUCUACUCGACUACGAAGGUUUCCCACUCGAAGAUCUUUCGUUCAAUCUCAGUGCUUUCCUUGAGCGCCUGAACUAUUUGUUCGUCGGCUGGGGUGGGCAGGCGCCUGCGUGUCUGGACGGGGGCUACACCAAGCACAUGAUCGACUUGCUGAGGAACCCGCUUUCGAUCCCAGUGGCGGGCAGGUCGAAGGUUGGAUCGUGCAGCGGGGUGUCCUUGGCCGCUCAGGCCAGGUGCCUCGCGAGGAUGGGGAAUUGGGUCGUGGUGGCAACGGAAACGCUGAGAGCGGAGUUCCCGUGGUUUGAGGUGGUUCAAGCAUGGAGCGUCUUCAACGUCGUCGAGCGGGACCGAGACGCUGGCCAUCAUUCAUUACGCGCGCGACGCGCGCAACGGCUUGAACAACUACAGCGGUUGGUAACGGCAUUCGGACUUCAAGCAGAUCCCGAACAUCUUGAUGACCAACUGCAAGGCUUACGCCACGUUGCCCUCCGGGUGGCUGCAGAAGAGCAUCUCGAAUCUCGGGACGCAUGGGUUCGCGCCGUGACCAUCGCGAGACGGACCCGGAUGGCAGGGUCCAUGGGGUGUGGCAAGGACUUGCUGAGUUUGCUGGUCCGCUUCUGGGCAUCUGGCGCCUCCACGAGCGGAGUUGAGCAGUCUUUUGCACAGAUCGUGGGGUGCUCCGGCCCAAAACUCUGCAUGGGCAUGGGGGCCCUCGAGGACAGGAUGGACAUCUUGGACCUGGAGCUGAUAGACGAGGACUCCGUCAUCAACCUCGCCAUGCAGCUCUGGCGUGAACACUACGGCUGCUCGCGCACGUCAGGGGCGCGACCGAAGAGGAGCGAUACGGGUGGGACUCGACAGAAGAAUCAGGGCGAUCUGCCCACGGAGUUUGCCUUCUCGAAAGAGCGCAGAGCAGCGGUGACAGAAGCUUUAUCCAGCCUCCCGACGCAGGACGUUGGAGCCAUCACCGACACAGCGGGCGCCAGAUGCAUGGCGACAUGGACCGACUCCCAUGACAAGGAGAUCAAGUUCGCGAAUGAGAAGAGGAUCAAGCGGAUUGCAGAGGAGACGUGGGCUGGACGGGACCAGGCCUUAAGUAGUGCAACUGAUGAUGAUCUUGCUGUGGUAGUAGCUACGCUGGAAAGGAAGGUGAAGACAGACAAGGCCUACGUAGCGCAAUGCGCCAAACGGAGGCGCCUUCAGCAAGGCCCCACGCCGAGGUCCGUGGAUGACAGCGCAGUGUACGUGGAGGCUGGUCUUCGGACGAUUGACCUCGAUAACUUCACAGGUGUAUGUGCUAGCAAGCAGUUACAGCACGUAGUUUAUGCCAAAGACGCAUCUCUCUUUGUGGUAAAAGACAUUGCCAAUAUAUCUGCGACAGUGAAGUGGAACGCUGCAUUGUGCGGUGGGACCAUUUGUGAGUGGCCCUUCGUCCAGAAGGGGAUCGGGCCAUCGCUGGCCCUCCAUGCGGGGCUCGCGUCGAGGCGCCUACUUUUUAUGACAGGUGUGUUCGUGGCUGCACAGCCACGCCUUGCAGAAACUAUCCUCGUUCGUAUGGGAACGUUCCCCAAUGCGAAGUGGAGGAUCACAGAGAAUCAAGCCUGGUUCACAACACGAUCCAGAGCUGAACCUUCAAUCGCCGUCGCCCUGAUUGCAACUGGAGAGAACGCAGACACCGUGAUGCCAGACGUCCGUCAAGCGUUCACCUCAGCCGAAGCGCUGGACUUCUUCUAUCGUGUAGACGACCUGUCUUCAACAAUCGGGGCUUGCAGCCGUUGA
Messenger RNA from Prorocentrum cordatum, 2535 nucleotides. NCBI's taxonomy places the organism in Eukaryota, Dinophyceae, Prorocentrales, Prorocentraceae. The record is from the annotation of a GenBank genome assembly.